AUGGCCAGUCAGGGAAAGUCCGGGUCUCAGGAGACCCAGGAGGAGGAAGAGGAGGAGGUGGACCCCCCGAGGGUGUCGAUGAUGCUGGAGCAAGCUCAGGAGUUGUUUCUGCUAUGUGACAAGGAGGCCAAGGGCUUCAUCACUCGGCAUGACCUGCAGGGCCUGCAGAGCGACCUGCCUCUCACACCUGAGCAGUUGGAGGCUGUGUUCGAGAGUCUGGACCAGGCCCAAACUGGCUUUCUCACUCUUCGGGAGUUCAGCCUUGGCCUUGGCAAGUUCGUGGGUGUGGAAUCAGCCCAGCGCAUGCUGCCCUCCAGAGCCACCGAGGAAACUUUUGAGUCAGGCUGGCCUGAUGCACAAGACCCUGAGGGCUCCCUGGAGGAGGAGGAAGAGGGCGGAGAGCGAUUCUGCGCUGCACUGGAGCAGCUGGGGGUGGCCCGAAUCCUGGGCGAGCAGCGGGCGGUGCGGGCUCUCUGGGUCUUGCUACAGCGGGAGCGACCCGAGCUACUGGGCUGCUUCGAGGACGUUCUGAUGCGCGCGUCCGCCUGUCUGGAGGAGGCGGCCCGAGAGCGGGACGGCCUAGCACAGGCGCUGCGGCGGCGGGAGAGCGAGUACGAGAGGGAGGUGCGGUACCUGUACGAUGAGAUGGAACAGCAACUCCGCGAGCAGCGUUUGCGCCUGCGAUCUCAGGACCUCCCCCGGAAAGAGCGGAGGGGCCGCCUGGAGCAGGAACUGCAAAGCCGAGAGCAGGAGCUGGAGUAUGCAGGCCUGCGGCAGCGGGAGCUGGAACAACAGCUGCAGACUCGCGCCGCGGAGCAGCUGGAGGCGCAGGCGCAGAACGCUCAGUUGUGGCUGGCCAACGAGGCGCUGCGGACACAGCUGGAGGGGGCGCAGGAGCAGCUCCGCAGACUGGAGGGCGAUGCGCUGGGUCGUCAAGAGCAAAUGCGACGAGACGUGGUCGUGGUCUCGAGAAACAUGCAGACGGAAAAGCUCAGCCUGCUACGACAGUUGGAGCUCCUCAGGGAGCUGAACACCCGACUACGUGAUGAGAGGGACGCCUGUGAGACCAAGAGGCUGGGCAGUGGCCGGAGGAAGGCUCUGGCGUCAGCUCGCCUGCCUGGACCUGGCAGCUGCUGUUGCUGUAACUGGGCUCGCCCGCCCCUCCGAGGCUCUGGCCACCUGCCCAGUGCUCGAUGA
Messenger RNA from Chrysochloris asiatica (Cape golden mole), 1197 nucleotides. It is a transcript of the gene CRACR2B, whose product is annotated as EF-hand calcium binding domain 4A. Gene Ontology annotation, molecular function: calcium ion binding. Bases 1 to 1197 code for a protein of 398 amino acids. The record is from RefSeq and is a predicted model, not a curated record. NCBI's taxonomy places the organism in Eukaryota, Metazoa, Chordata, Mammalia, Afrosoricida, Chrysochloridae. The transcript has 9 exons.